AAGACCACCCACAUUCGCUUUUUCUGAAGAUCAGACGUAGCAAAACAAUAAUGCGUGCCUUUAUUGUACUCCUCCUCGCCACUGUGGCAUGCGCUAAGCUAGCACCACUGCAAUCACACGGAGCAGACAGCAUCCCCGGAAAGUACAUUGUUGGACUUAAGGGCCAUGCUGACUUGAGUGGCAUCCCGAGUGAGAUCCAAGAUAGAAUCACUAGGAAGUACAGAAACAUCAAGGCUUUUGUUGCUGAGCUCGAUCAGAGUGCAUUGCUCAAGCUCCGCCAACUCGACAUUGUUGACUACGUUGAGGAAGACAGCAUUGUCAGAACUCAGGCCGUCACAUGGGGCUUGGACCGUGUAGAUCAAAGAAACCUGCCACUGGACGGUAAAUUCUCUGUUAGUGGUACUGGAUCAGGUGCCAACAUCUACGUCAUCGACACCGGUAUCAACCCAUCCCACAAUGACUUCGGUGGACGUGCUUCCAUUGCAUACGACGCCACCAGAAAUGGUGAUGGUGUUGACUGCAACGGACAUGGAACCCAUUGCGCUGGAACUACUGCCAGCAACACAUGGGGUGUUGCCAAGGGUGCCAAGGUCUAUGGUGUCAGAGUUCUCGGAUGCCUUGGAUCUGGUAGCACAUCUGAUAUUGUAGAAGGUAUGGACUGGGUUGCCUCUAAUGCAAAAACCCCUUGCGUCGCAUCCAUGUCUCUUGGUGGUGGUGCGUCUACAACUACCGAUAACGCUGUUUCAAGAUUGUCUGGUAAAUGCGUAGUGUCGGUUGCCGCUGGAAACAGUGACGCUGAUGCAUGUAACUACUCGCCAGCCAGAAGCAGUGAUGCCAUCACUGUCGGAGCUACCACUAUUAGUGGAACAUGGUCUCAGUAUGACGACAGAUCUUCCUUCUCCAACUACGGCAGCUGUGUCGAUAUCUUCGCUCCAGGUUCUGACAUCACCUCAACAUGGCACAACAGUAACACUGCCACCAACACCAUCAGUGGCACCUCCAUGGCUUGUCCACACGUCUCUGGUGUUGCAGCAGUUCAUCUAGGCAACGGUGUCAGCAGAAGAAAUGUCAGGUCUACAAUCUUGGGUGAUGCCACCUCUGGAGUUGUCAACAACCCUGGAAGUGGCUCUCCAAAUCUCAUGCUUUAUUUGGCUUAAGACCAGCUGAUCCUUUAUGCAUAAUAUUACACCCAGCGUGAGUCGACGUGUAGAAAUAUAUACAAGAUGAAGGUGAAUCGCAGAAAAAGAACAUCCUGUACCCUAUUCUUGACAUAUAUUUUAUUAACCAAAAUUAUAUUGAUUUACUUGAUUAUAACUCUUCGUUAUUGUUGGAAUUAUACGCUAUCAAAAUGAAAUAAAUCAGUUAAAAAAAUAUAUGGUA
Messenger RNA from Anneissia japonica, 1380 nucleotides. Its product is annotated as aqualysin-1-like. Lineage: Eukaryota; Metazoa; Echinodermata; Crinoidea; Comatulida; Comatulidae. Gene Ontology annotation, molecular function: serine-type endopeptidase activity. Gene Ontology annotation, biological process: proteolysis. The record is from RefSeq and is a predicted model, not a curated record. The transcript is spliced from 8 exons. The coding region runs from base 51 to 1157 and encodes 368 amino acids.